AUGUCAGUCCCACAAACUCAGACCGCCCUCCUCGUCGCCUCUGCCGGUGAGCCCUUCACGGUCUCCACUCGCUUCGUGCCCAAGCCCGGAUCGGGACAAGUCCUUGUCAAGGUCGAAGCUGCGGCUUUGAACCCGAUCGACCAUUUGAUACAGAGCAGGGGGAUGUACAUUAGAGAGUGGCCGGCUGUGGCGGGCAGCGAUGGGGCGGGAAGCGUUGUUAGUGUUGGGGAAGGUGUUGAGGGAGGACCUGUUAAGGUUGGGGAUAGAGUAUUGUUCGAGGGUAUUUUCGCCGCGAAUAGGGGUACUUUCCAGCAAUAUGCCCUUUCGGAUGCAAGUCGCACUGUCAAGAUUCCAGCUAACCUCUCCUACGAUGCCGCCGCCACUUUCCCUCUUGGCUUCCAUACAGCCGCUCUCGCCCUCUACGGGACCUUCCAGUUCGAGUUUGGACCCGGAGACCGAAUCUGGCGAGGCAUGGGCUUGGAGAUCCCGGUAGGACAAGGGGAAGGGAAGUACAAGGAUGAGCCGAUCUUGAUCACGGGAGGUUCGAGUAGCGUUGGGCAGUACGCCAUUCAACUCGCGAAACUGUCAGGCUUCAACCCCAUAAUAACGACCGCUUCACCCUCCAACACGGCCUACUGCACCUCCGCCGGCGCAACACACGUUAUCGACUACCACACCGUCCCCUACAGCGCUCUCGGCGAGCACAUCUCCUCCACCAUCACCACCAAACCCAUCCGCAUCAUCUCCGACGUCGUGUCUUCGGCCGAGUCGCAAAGAGCGUGCUGGGACAUACUUUCCGGCCAUAAUGGAAAUGGGAAGAUGUCGAUCACGUUGCCGUUGGCGGAGACGAUUAAAGGGGAGAUGAAGGAGAAUUUGGUGGAUGGGAAGGAGGGAGGGAAUAAGGGUAUAUAUUCGGUGUUUGGGAAUGGGAAUGCGCCGGGGUUGCAGGAGGAUGGGGAUAAGCUCGCUGCAGCAUUGGAAGGGUGGUUGAAGGAGGGGAAAAUCAAGCCGAACAAUGUCGAGCUCCUUCCUGGUGGCCUCGCAGCCGUCGCGGAGAACGUGAAACGGUUCCAUGCUGGGGGUGUCAGCGCCGCCAAAUUGGUCGUUAGGCCUUUUGAGACGGUGGUAUGA
Messenger RNA from Stereum hirsutum FP-91666 SS1, 1131 nucleotides. Its product is annotated as GroES-like protein. Bases 1 to 1131 code for a protein of 376 amino acids. The transcript is spliced from 5 exons. NCBI's taxonomy places the organism in Eukaryota, Fungi, Basidiomycota, Agaricomycetes, Russulales, Stereaceae. Gene Ontology annotation, molecular function: oxidoreductase activity, acting on NAD(P)H. The record is from RefSeq and is a predicted model, not a curated record.